Molecule: messenger RNA, 2515 nt
Organism: Microplitis mediator
Lineage: Eukaryota; Metazoa; Arthropoda; Insecta; Hymenoptera; Braconidae
Product: phospholipase A2 inhibitor
Exons: 4
Coding region: 966-2159 (397 amino acids)
Cellular component (GO): membrane
Molecular function (GO): protein binding
Source: RefSeq, a predicted model, not a curated record
UAAAACCUGAAUUGGAGUGGGAACACAGGUGCGGCUCAGGUAGACGAACCACUGCACGUCUCAAUGCUAUUAUAUUAAGUAGUUUCGAUAAAAUAUAAAGAACAUAUUUGUAUUUUUACGCUCCCUACAAGUAGUUUGUUUUAACCCGAGUAAUUAGUGUUCUGUGUACCGAGAUUCAAAUUUAAAAAUCGCUAGUUCACUUCGAUAAUUAUAAUACCGUCAUUUAAAUUAACGGUUGUAGAUCCAAACUAAGACACAAAUUUUAUAUGUAACACUUAAUAAUUUUGUGAAUUUUCCAUUCAAAAAUAAAAAUUUCUAUGAAAAAAGAUAUUCAAAAAUAUUUAAAAUAAUUCAUUACUUUUGUUCAAAAUAUCUUGCGUCAAAUUCGUAAGAUGCUGUGAUAAUUCGCAUUUAAAUUCGAAAAAAAAUUAUCAUUCAUAAAUGUAAUCUUUCAAGAACUCAAGUGAGUUAUGAUAAAAUAAGUCAGCGAUCUAGAUAAUUUAAGAAUUAUUUAGAAAACUCUAUUUCGUUACUUAAUAAUUUUUGUGUCAAAAUAUACGGUUAGAAUUUUUACAAAGAUUUAGUAGUCUAGUUUUGAAAAAUUUUAAAUCUAUUUAUUAAGAUUUUUUGAGUCUAAGUCGGUUUCUUAGUCUCCCUUAAUAUUUUCAUUUUUAUAAAUGAAAAUUAUGUAAAUUGUGAAUGAUUCAUUCAAAACCAACGAACUGUUGCUGUUACUUGAGAUUUUUUAUAUAUGAGGAUUGGAGUAGAAGGGAUAAGAUUCUUGAGGAUGCGAUUGAUAUUCACAGAAUUUGAUUGUUGGUCACAGAAAUUACUUAUAGAAACUCAGAAAAAGCCCGUGAUCACUAGUUCUGUUGAAGAUCAGUAAACUGUUGGUAAAUUACGGAAAUUUCUUUUAAAAACUCAACAAAGGCUCGCGAUUACUCUACUUCGGUAACAGUUGCAGGAUGAAAAUGAAAAUCCUGUGGUCGUUUUUGAGCCUCAUAUCUCUAUGUCGUAUGGAAGACUUUCCCGAUUGUGAUCAGAAAAAUUGGCACAGUUUGGAAAACAAGCAAACGGCGAAUCUCGAAUGUGGACCAGCAUUUGAAAAUCGGUGCUACUGUUCCAGAAUUUGUUAUGAAGGGAAACAUCAGUAUGUCGUAAACUGUACAAAUUCUCAAUUUUCAACUACUCAACCACUCGCACAUCUUCCAAAUAAAACUCAAGUACUCAUUUUCACGGGCAACACAUUGAGAAAAUUGGAAUGGAAUAUUUUUGGGACUUUGGAUCGGAUUCCGAGUCUUCAAGUGAUCGAUAUGUCGAACAAUAAAAUAACUGAAAUCAGUGGGAAAGCUUAUCAUCAUGUAAAAAAUGUUCAACGUCUAUAUUUAGAUUUUAAUGAACUGUCUUUAGACUCGCAGAGUAAUCAUCCUAGAGUAUUUUCAAAUUUCAUUUCUCUACUUGAGCUGCAUCUUACGGACGCUUUUGAGGACGGGAAUCCAAAGAAUCUCGCUGAAACACUGCACGAUAUUUUUUUCAAUAGCCAUUUGAAUCAAUUGAUAAAACUGCACUUGGAACAGAAUGAAAUCUCCGAAUUUAAAGAUCCUAAUGUUUUCUGUAAUCUUCCAAAUUUAUUGGACCUACAUUUAGGGGAUAAUACUCUCAAUGCGCUACAUUUCAACUUAUCUUGUCUCCACAAACUAAGAUUUUUAGAUCUUCAGCGGAAUAAUUUCACGAGAAUUUUAGAUCGGGAUUUAAAAACUCUAGAUACUUUUGCGAAACACAAUCAAUCUGUGACGAUUGAUUUAUCGAAUAAUCCAUUGGAGUGUUCAUGCAAACUCAAUCCCUUUAUUGAGUGGAUGAACAAAACAAAAAUUUUUGUGAGAAAUAAAAAUCUUUAUAUGUGCAAUGAUCAUGGACAUAAGAAACAUUUGCAUGAAAUGAAAAAUUGUGUUCCAAAAGUGCGUUUUUCGUCACGAUCAUCGGGCUCGACUGUUGCCAUCACGAUGCUUUCUUUAAUACUCGUAGGAUUAAUUUGUACUCUAGUCUAUCUUCAACGUGAGGAUUUAUACAAAAAAAUCGUCCCUGUUAUUGAUUCAGUAAAUAAGCGUGUAAGAUAUACAUCAAUCGCAACGGCUAAUUCUCGCGAAAACGAUGUUUGAGCAUAAAAAUCAUAAUUAUCGAACAAAUAAUGUAUAUUUGCUGUAUUGUAUUCAUUUUAUUACGUUUUUUACGAUAGCGUUGGUUUGAGUGAUCAUUCCUAUAUCGCAUAGUAUAUAGUGUUUUUUUAAUCGUAAGCCUGAAUGUAUUUAUGAUUUUUCGUAUCGUAGCUGAUGUUUGUUUCUAAUUUUGAGUCCGUAGGUCUCUUGGUUAAAAAACGUAAAGAUUUUUAUGUUAAACGCCACAAUUUUCUGCGUAUGAUUACCAUUUUAAUAUCUUUAUUAUUAAUAAAAAAUUAAUAUAAAUUGGAUUUCAUACGUUUAUAUUUUAAUUACCCAAUGUUUUAUUGUAAUUUACU